Messenger RNA from Gloeophyllum trabeum ATCC 11539, 1578 nucleotides. RefSeq lists its product as uncharacterized. The transcript is spliced from 4 exons. The coding region runs from base 1 to 1578 and encodes 525 amino acids. NCBI's taxonomy places the organism in Eukaryota, Fungi, Basidiomycota, Agaricomycetes, Gloeophyllales, Gloeophyllaceae. The record is from RefSeq and is a predicted model, not a curated record.
AUGCCGCGUGCUCCUGCGCUCGAUACUGAGCGUGCGAGCCAACCCACUCCGCAGGCCCAUCACUAUGGCGAUGACGUUUCCUACAGACCUCGCGACGAGUACGACUACUCUCCCGAGGUUCGCUACUCCACACCCUACGACAACGACUACAACUACAACUACGAUGGCUUUCUGCAUGGUCCAGUGCCCGUCGGCAUCGGUUAUGAGAGCUUAUUCAAGGCUACAGGUAGCCAUAACAUCUGCAGUGAUGAACACGAUGGGCCGGCCCGUACGAACAUCCGCGCCAGCUCUGAUUGGUCUGAAAGGCACAGCGAGAAGGAACAAGGUAGACGGCGGGACCAAGGCGGAACAGCUCCCCAAAUGAAUGCAGUCUAUCUACAGACAGCAGUUUUCUCUCCGCCGGCUGUACCUCUGACUACUCCAGGUUUUCCUGUUCCACAUCAGCUCCCCGAGGGGCGGCAGGUUUCCCCUCCCCCGCUGCAGUGGUAUUCUGUCCCCAAGAAGCCAUCGGGGCCACAAUCGGGCUCCCAACAACCUUCCGUGCCUGCGCCGCCAGCCCAUAGCCGGUCGCGACAGCGCUCUGUCUCACGAUGCCCACCUCGUUCUCGCCAGGGUUCCGUUGCGCCCACUGUGAUCGAAUAUGAAGACGAGCACGAUCCCCUCGACUACGAGCUGGGUGACGACAGUUCCGAAGAACAGGCUGUUGUUCGUGAAAGCCGGCGGAACCGCCCCCGUGGCAAGGGUCGCUUGCCUGCGCCGAGCUACGAUAACCUUCCGGCUGGCGUGACGAGAAAUCAGUUCCGGCAUGUAUUCAUUCCGACAGUUGCUAAGUACUUUGCUAUGUCCUCUGCUGAUCCUUGGAGUUCUGCCACACCCGAAUACAUCAAGAUCAUUCAAGCUGUGUGGUCUCACGUCUUCCCGGAUAUUCAUUAUACAUUUUCGUUAGGAUCUCAAUGCAAUGUGUCUCGUCUGAUUUCCCAACGGCUCUGUGAAUGGCGCAGCAAUAUCGGUAAUGCUGCUAUCAAGGCGAUCAUGCUUAUAGAGGAGAAUAGUGACACCCUGCGUGAUGCUGCCAUGCGCCGUGAAACUGCUAAGCGUUUGACUGAGGAGAAUGUCUGGCCAUUCCUGUAUGCUGACUCUGCUUCGGAUGAUCCUGAGGAGUGGUCGGGUACGUUCGCUGCAGAUCCGAUCUUGCAUGCACUCAAGGUGCACUAUGCAUUCAUCGUGGGUCAUACUACUAUUCCGGCACUUGCAGCAUCCGUGUCCCGUUACCCUUUUAAUGCCUUGGCACUCGCUACCGCGGCUGUUGAACAUGCGCUACAUCUAUGGGGAGAGGACUAUCUGUCGGGCACAAAAUCGGAAGCCAAGCUGCCCUCCUUCAACGGUACCACGUGGGGCGAGGCGACGAAGGCAUGGCGCACGUCAAUCAAAACACUCGAUAGUUCAGCAUGGGCAUAUAUCAUUGGGAAGGCUAGUGAGAUUGAAGAUGUAGUCCGCAAGCCCGUCGUCACCUCAGAAUCGACCGCUGUCAAGAGCCGAGCCGGGGUUGUUGCACGCCCCCUUUGCCGUGGCCUUUGA